Caenorhabditis auriculariae is the source of this 2947-nucleotide messenger RNA. The record is from the annotation of a GenBank genome assembly. NCBI's taxonomy places the organism in Eukaryota, Metazoa, Nematoda, Chromadorea, Rhabditida, Rhabditidae.
AUGACCAUCCCCCAUAGCCACUGCGACAUGAAACGCAUUUGCGGUCAUCCACCGGAAGGCGGCCGAAGAAUGGAAGGCCCAACGGCCGAGUCAUUUCGCGAGCUCUCGCAAAUCGAUGGGCGCCGGAGCAGACGCGCCAGUCUUCGCUGCACCUCGCCGUUCUCUCUUUUCAUUGUUUAGGAGGCCUGACUUUUCUUUCGUUUUCUAUACUGAAACUGUGUUACCUUGGACAGUGUAUCUACGGAAGCCUCUGACUGGAUUUUUCUUUUUUGAAUAGCUUCAGCUGCCUGGAACUUCGUUCUGACGAUUUCUCAAAAAUGACUUUGAAUGCAUCCUUCGCCAAAAAUUCGCACAGUCUAACUUCUCUAAAAGCUCGUAUCCAUCGGCCACGCCCUCUAUUUUUUCCUGAUUUUCCGUCGGAAUAACCCGGCUGAUGAGAAUUAACAAGACGCGGAAAAGCCAGACUGUUUCAAGCCGUGGCGAAUGAUACGUUCCAGUACAGCACUCGCCUUUAAUUUUUUUUUUUUCAAGCACUUGUUUUAUAUAUAUUUCCCACUUUUAUUCAAUUUUUUUCUGUUUUCGAAAAGUUUCGUAACUAUCACAAAGUCUUGCUAUCUGGGCGAAUUCUUAGUUGUUCUUCAAAAACGAACUUUAUUCGCUAAUUUUUUAGGGCUCUUUCUAUAAUUUUUCAUCUAAAACUUGUUUUGCAUUACCCUUUCAAAAGAUCAAAUGGUUGAAAACUUCGAUUUCAAUACACUAAAAUCAGAAAUAUGUGACAAUUUCUAACAAAUUAUUAAUGACUUGCAAACAUAUGGAUAGCAGAACAAGGCUUCUCUCACGAAUUUGGCUCUUUCUUCACUUUCUAGCCAUUUUUGCGACCAAAAUUUCUUUUCAGACUUCAUCUCUCUUUUUGAGGAAGAAAGCUCUAAAUUGGGUGGGCCGAAAUUUCAAAAUUUCUCUUACGCUCACCUCUAAAUCGGAUUUUAAAUUGUCAAAAGAAGAAAAUUUUAACGAAAUUCCGAAGGCACGAUUUGAGAAGACCUUUUUUGAGAAAAAAAAAAAAUGCUUCUUUGUUUUUAAAUAUUUAUUGUGUCGAUUUCAGUAAUUAGCAAUUUAUUUCCACUUCAAAACAGAAGCUAAUAUUCCUAGAUGUCCAUCCAUAUCGACACUCCCGUUUUUCGUUACUUUUUUCUGCUCGACGUUUUCUGAAAGACGUUUAAUCUCGGCUCCGUUUGAGGAUUAGUACGGGAGACCCUGAGGUAACUUCGCAUUCUUCCCUUUUUGUUUCGCGUCGUUUCGUUCCAGUUAAUAAUCCUGCUCAAUCCCGCUUUUCGCAACUUCUUACUUUUGAGUGCGUAGAUUUUUUCUUUGCUGGUUUAAAAACUUAAGCAUUUCACGUACACUGGUCAAUCCAGAGAAAGAUACAGGCAGCCGGGUACAGUCAGUUUUUCGCGACUUAGAAGGCGAGGGAGUCGGAGAAGGAGACAGGACGCUUUUUGUUUUUUGCAAAUUCUAAUAUUGAAAAAAAAAUUGGAGUAUGCGAUAGUGCGUCUCGGUGUGCUUACAGCCUAAGCACCAUAAAAUACGAAACUUUUUGACUUGUUUUAACUCAGGCACUUAUUGGUAUUUUUAUAAUACUUAUUAGUAUGCAUGCUCACUUUUAAACCGGUUUAGAGCACAUUCGUGCAACUUUUUGAAGAACCAUAUUUAAAUUGAAAAAUGGAUAUAGUUGAGUUUUAUUCGUCGAAUUUUAUGUUAAACUAAGCAUCAUGAUGAGAGGAAACGCAUGAAAAUGAAUAAAAGUCGAAAUCAUGAGCCUAAAUAGACAUACAUACGAAAAUGAGCGGGGACACCUAUCGUGUCCCCGGCGCGUCUUCGUCUAAAGCGCAGCGCACGUUUUUUUUAAAUAAAAAAAAACGCCGUGAUUCUGACUGUUCAUUACACCUGUAAUAUUAAAAUUUUGCGCAAGUUUUAAUGAUUCUUGAUGCGGAAUUUCUUUUUCACUAUAUUCAAUUUAACCAAACUCUACGAGUCCGCUAAUUUUUUGAAAACACUAAACUGAUAGCUGAUUAGUUCGGUGGGCCCUUUUUGUUGCCGAGGAGGAGCCGGGAGCAGCGUUUUUCGGAGCGGACAGUUGUCACUAGCUGGCCAGAGUUUUCUGUUGCACUCAGGCCAGCUAUCGAUUAACGCGUAAUUGAUCUAACUCUCUCUCUUUCCAUUCUAACUUUAUCAAGUCUGCUUUAUAGUCCCGGGGUUCCAGGAUGAGCCAUUUUUUGUUCUCUUUAUUUCACUCUUCAUGUCCUUCGAGCUUUCUUCAGCCCUAAUUUUUUUUUCUGAGCACUAGUUUCUGAAAAAAGAGUAAUCCAUCUACUAAAAACACUUAGGUUUUCUUGCGUUGUUAGAGCAUCUAUAAAAAAAUAAUGGACGCUGAAAAGCCCAAUAAGAAUCUUUGAGAAUUGGACUAACCCUUUUAUUAAUAUAAGUUUUUCUCAGUUCCACUACGCUUCGAAUAUACGUCUGUUGUAUUAAUUUGAACUUAAAGUUGAAGUGCAGAAGUUUUCGAGAGAGAAGAACUUAUGUGAUGACCUGGUCGGAGCGCCACCGGCGACUCAGAACAAUAUAAAGCGGUAGGAUAUUUCGUUUUUUUUCUGAAAUGCUUCAAAAAGAAAAAGUCGAGAUAUAAAAGUUGUUCGGAUUCAGGCGAUUGAUGGGGCCGAAUGCACGCGCUACUGUGGCUACUUCUCGCUUGGGCUGCCGUGGAUAGUUGCAUGGCAAAUCGCGACGCGAACCGUCUUUUCGAGGAUCUCCUCGCCGGUAACACUUUCUAUUUUUUCGAAUUUGAAUUUUUUUCAAGACUACAACAAGCUGGUUCGGCCGGUCAGUAGCAACGGCGAGACCCUCGUCGUCACUUUCAAGCUCAAACUCAGCCAACUUCUUGAUGUCGUAA